ACACAAAACGAAUACGCACAUGCGAGUCGGUUGCGCGGACUGAGCGCAAGGAAGGGGGUUCGGUGUGUGUGUGUGCGUGCCGGGAGAGCGUUUCCAUCGGCCAGACCGCGUCGACGAACGAGGCGGGGAACCCCGCUCGGCUGAAAAGAAGGAUGCAGCCCGUGCAGUGGAUUCUCUCCGUUCUCCUUGCGGGACUUGCGCAGUGCUUGGAGUACGAGACCCUCUGGGGACCAAAGAACCCUCACACAAAAUGCUACGACACCGUGGGAUACCAUCCGUGCAGAGUGGCGCAUGCCGGGUCGAGAUGGCACUUCGACAUGCAGACCAAGAGCUGCUUAAAGAGCCAGUUCUGUGCCGAGGACAACAACAACUUCCACACUAAGACCGAGUGCGAGUACGCCUGUCCCGCUUAUUCAUUCUGCCUCUUCGACAAAGUGGCAGUGCCAUGUACCAACACCACUGGACAUAGCCAGUGGUACUUUGACUCAAGAACUCAUCGGUGCAAGAAGUCGCACCAGUGUGUCACCGGAGGCAACGCGUUCGUCACGAGAUCGGAAUGCGUCUCCAAGUGCCGAGCAGUCGACGUCUGUGAUGCGCCAAGACCAGCGGAGCUGUGCGACAGUGGACAAAGAACUGUAUGGUACUACGACCCACAACAGGGAGUCUGCCGCAAAGACAUCAACUGUCACCAUCGGGGAAACAACUUCCCCACACACAAAGAAUGCGAAAGAAUCUGCGUAAGGCGUGUGGCGCCAGUGCCUGCUCCAAGCCAGGUGUGCUACACGUUUCCACCGACGUACGGCUGCGGUCGGUUGGUCGAGAGGUGGGUUUAUAACCUAGGACUCCAAGAAGUGCGAGCGGAUGUUCGUCUGUCCAAAGUCCGGCAACAGCUUCAUUCGGAGGAGCAACUGCGAAAAAAGCUGCCCGUCAGAGUCCUUCUGCCUUUUCCCUAAACCUCAAGAAGAUGUGGCUUGUGCCAAUUACCCACCGGCGAAGCACACGUGGUACUACGACCCAGAUACCCGCGAAUGCAGGCUGGGCGCCUCCUGUCACUUGGCGAGGAGCAACGCAUUCCCCACUCGGGAAAGUUGCAGCCAAAUCUGCAGAAGCCGCGAUGUGUGUUACGAGCGUCCGAGCCCACCGUCCUGUCCCGGAAAGGAGAAGAGCGUGUACACGUACAACAUCUUGACAAAGACCUGCGAGAAGUCAAAAGGCUGCCACAACCGAGGAAACAGCUUCCCCACUUUACAGGAAUGCAGAAAAGUUUGUGAACGACAUCGAUCCCCAGAAGACUGUCACCACUGGCCAAACCGUGGACCGUGCUAUGCGUUUGUGUUCAAGUGGUACUACGACCCUUACCACAGAGACUGCUUCCAGUUUUUGUAUGGUGGCUGUAACGGGGGUCCAAACCUGUUUGAUUCGAGAGAAGAGUGCCGAGGCGUUUGCUUUCGUGAAAACCUUUGACAAAGUCUCAGACGGAGCCGGUUGGUAAGACAAUGCGUUAGUUCUAUGUGCUGGUUUGCCAUCACGGGGCAUAAUAAAAUGAAAUUAUGCUCAGGA
This is a messenger RNA of Dermacentor silvarum, 1560 nucleotides long. Its product is annotated as papilin. The coding region runs from base 153 to 953 and encodes 266 amino acids. NCBI's taxonomy places the organism in Eukaryota, Metazoa, Arthropoda, Arachnida, Ixodida, Ixodidae. The transcript has 8 exons. Gene Ontology annotation, molecular function: serine-type endopeptidase inhibitor activity. The record is from RefSeq and is a predicted model, not a curated record.